AGGGCGUGAGUAUCCGUCUAUCUUACUUUAUAUAUCCACCAACUGUGUCCACCUCAACUCGCAUUCAAAAAGCCGUUGGGAUCCUUCUUCUUUCUGAUCAUUCGAAACUGUCAAUUGUCCAGCUACACGUUUAACUCACAACAAUGGCACCCAAACAACCCAUCACCUCCGAAAAGGGCAUCAAGUCUCCUUUGUUCAGUCAAGCCAUCGUCCACAAUGGAACUGUCUACUGCUCUGGAAACGUCGGUAUUGACCCGUCAACCAUGAAGGUCGUUGAAGGCUCUGUGGCAGACCGAACGACACAAGUCUUCGAGAACAUCAAGAAUGUCCUCGAGGAGGCCGGAAGCAGUCUCCAAAACAUCGUCAAGAUGAACAUCUACUUGACGGAUAUGGCCGACUAUGCUGCUAUGAACAACGUCUUCCUCGCAACCAUCCCGGAUCCCAAGCCAGCACGUACCUGCGUCUGCGUCAAGGAACUCCCAGGCAAGACCGAUGUCGAGAUUGAAGUCAUCGCACAUCUGUGAGGGAAUGAGGAAUCGGCGUCCAAGCUCUAGAACAAAAGUGCCACCACUAUCAUGUCUCUGGUCGUUCGGAACUUUUAAGAAAGGCUCUCCAAUGAGUCUUGCCAACUCUUUGCUUGAAGACGAGUCUACAAAAGCAACGGUAGCGGCACAAUCAACAACAAUGACAAAAUAUAUGCUUAUCAACGCAAA
Messenger RNA from Exophiala viscosa, 713 nucleotides. Its product is annotated as endoribonuclease L-PSP. The transcript is spliced from 5 exons. The record is from RefSeq and is a predicted model, not a curated record. Gene Ontology annotation, cellular component: mitochondrion; cytosol. Bases 144 to 524 code for a protein of 126 amino acids. Gene Ontology annotation, molecular function: deaminase activity. Lineage: Eukaryota; Fungi; Ascomycota; Eurotiomycetes; Chaetothyriales; Herpotrichiellaceae.